GAUAUUAUUUCAGUUUAUUGACAGCUCUUGAAGCAUACAGUCAAUUUUAUGGCUGCUUAAGUUUUCUUUCCAUAAAAAAGACAAAUAUACUAAAUCGAAAAUGAAAAUAAGCGAUUUCAACUGGAUUUCGAUUUUAUUCAUUCAUUUGUUCCUACGGACCAUUGACAUUAGUACAAUGGCUUAUAGGCAUUCGAGCAACAUCCCAAAAGAUGUAUUUCCACUGAGUUUAAUUCACCUAAACGAUUUCCAUUCGAGAUUUGAAGAAACAAACAAAUAUGGACUGGAUUGCAAAAGAGAGGAAAGAGAAGACUGUAUCGGCGGAUAUGCGCGUGUUGUUGCAGUGGUCAAGGAAUUACAGCGAACGGGUUCAAAUACCAUUUACCUUAAUGCCGGAGACAACUUUGCUGGAACCAUCUGGUACACAUUCGGCCGAUGGAACGUAACAAGUCAUUUUCUUAAUUUGUUAAGAGCCGAUGUUAUGACAUUGGGUAAUCAUGAAUUUGACCAAGGUCCCAAAGAAUUGGCUUCAUUCCUGGACACGAUUCAAACUCCAAUUGUGCUGGCAAAUAUUGAUCUAAAUGAUGAAGUACAGCUGAAAGGAAAAUUCAAAAAUUCAAUAAUACUAAAUCGAGGGAAUCGAAGAAUUGGAAUAAUCGGACUAAUUUCAAGCAACACAAAUUUAGAAUCGAAUACGGGGAACAUUAUAUUUCUAGAUGCUGUUGAAACAGUACGUCGUGAAGCUAAUAAGUUGGAGGCCGAAGGAGUCAACAUAAUUGUUGUAUUAUCGCAUUGUGGCAUUGAUGUUGAUUUUCAGAUAGCCCGAGAAGCAGGCUCAAAUGUAGAUGUAAUUGUUGGCGCACAUUCCCAUACUUUCAUGUACAAUGGCGAUCCGCCAGGAGUUGAUUCUCAAAAAUACAAUUAUCCAGUUGUGGUUGAACAGAAUAACGGUCACAGAGUUUUGAUUGUUCAAGCCGCAUCCUUUGCUAAAUAUGUUGGAAAUCUCACGGUGUAUUUCAAUGAAUUGGGUGAAGCAACACGAUGGGAGGGACAGCCUGUAUAUCUUGGGCCAAACGUUCAACAAGAUGAACAGAUUCUAAAUGAAUUGAUACCAUGGAGAGAAAAAUAUCAAAAUAAAAAAGAAGAGCCAAUCGCAGAAACAUCCAUUGUAUUGAACUAUACGAGUUGUUGGUAUGACGAAUGUCUUAUGGGAGAUUUUCUCACAGACGCUUAUUUGCAUUCGUAUCGUAAAACAACAAAUGAUAGUGGUACAGCAGUGGCUUUUGCACAGGGAGGUGGCAUCCGUGCAACUAUACAAAAGGGAUCAAUAACAUUCGGAGAUUUGAUUAUGGUUCAACCAUUUAACAACAGAGUGGACUCAUUCGAUUUAUUGGGCCAGUAUAUUUGGGACGCAAUCGAAUAUAGUUCCACGAAUAUUCACGAUAAAAACACAAAUGAAAAGCAUAUGCUGCAAAUAUCGGGUAUGAAGAUUGUGCUAAAUGCUACAGAAUUGAGAGGACAUCGAGUUGUUUCAAUAAAUAUAUUUAAUGAAUUGUUCCAAUAUGAACCGAUAGAUGUUAAUCGAUCAUAUCGAGUCGUUGCCACCGACUUUUUAGCUGCCGGUGGUAACGGAUACUCAAUGUUUGCAGAGCAUAGGCAAAACUAUAUUCCUGGAGAAGCAGACAUUGAUGCGCUUACGAAUUACAUGAAAUUUAUUCAAAAGGUAGAAAAGGUGGACGUUGGACGAAUAGUUGUUUUAAUCUGAGCCCAUGAAUUCAAUGCACUUAUGGAAUAAUCAAUGUAAACGAAUAUUAUGUAAAUUGCAGAGCAAAUAAACACUUUUAAAAUA
Messenger RNA from Contarinia nasturtii (swede midge), 1846 nucleotides. Its product is annotated as apyrase-like. The transcript is spliced from 10 exons. NCBI's taxonomy places the organism in Eukaryota, Metazoa, Arthropoda, Insecta, Diptera, Cecidomyiidae. The record is from RefSeq and is a predicted model, not a curated record. The coding region runs from base 101 to 1762 and encodes 553 amino acids. Gene Ontology annotation, molecular function: 5'-nucleotidase activity. Gene Ontology annotation, biological process: AMP catabolic process. Gene Ontology annotation, cellular component: plasma membrane.